This is a messenger RNA of Mytilus trossulus (common blue mussel), 3846 nucleotides long. Its product is annotated as hemicentin-1-like. Gene Ontology annotation, biological process: B cell activation; regulation of B cell proliferation; negative regulation of B cell receptor signaling pathway. Gene Ontology annotation, cellular component: recycling endosome; early endosome; external side of plasma membrane. The coding region runs from base 169 to 2961 and encodes 930 amino acids. The transcript is spliced from 13 exons. Lineage: Eukaryota; Metazoa; Mollusca; Bivalvia; Mytilida; Mytilidae. The record is from RefSeq and is a predicted model, not a curated record. Gene Ontology annotation, molecular function: protein phosphatase binding; CD4 receptor binding; sialic acid binding.
AAUUGUUCGAUAAAGGUAAAGGGGCGUACAUAGUCACUUUUAGGUAUGCAGGUGGCUAGAUCUAAGCAGAUUGAAAUAUAAUACCUUUGACAGAAGCGAUACAGAUCUAUUCAUUGGCAUUUGAUAUUUAAAACAAUCAGAAAUUGCCAGUUUUGGUAGUCUGACACAAUGAUGUGCACUACAAAGAUGCUACCACUUAUGAUGUUAACAGAGAUGUUCUUACAACCAUCAUAUGCCCAAGGUAUCCCAGUAGUACAAAUUUUACAAUCUUCAUACCAAGUAAAUUUUGGCAGUUCUAGAGUUUUGGAGUGUACAGUUAGUUCAAACCCCGCCCACUCAACUGUACAGUGGCAGAAAUUAGUCAACAAUCAAUUUCAGCCAAUCAACUUUGCCAAUAAUAAAUAUGAGGGAUCUUCUGUUUCCAUUCCAUCUUUAACAGUUAAUUCAGCUGACUUAAAUGAUGAAGGAUUUUACAUUUGCACAGCUACUAAUAGCUUAGGAAUUGGACAGAGUUCCCAGACCUUCUUAGAUGUCAUUGGAAAUAUUUUAACUGUUACAAUUCAGCAGUCACAAUAUUCUGUUACGAUUGGUCAGACAGUAACCCUGGGAUGCACCGUGACUGGUUCCCCUGCUGCUACCAAUGUCUAUUGGCAGAAAACAGUAAAUAAUGUUGUUACAACCAUUAGUAGUAACACCAACACAAAUAAGUAUAGUGGCUCCAUUGUAAGCACACCAUCACUGACCAUUGUCAAUGCUGACCAGAGUGAUGAAGCAACCUACGUCUGCUUUGCUACCAAUGGUGUUGGACUUGGUCAGAGUACACAAACUUUCUUGGACGUUACUGGAAAUGCACCAUCUGUACAAGUUCAGCAGCCUCAGUACAAUUCAAACUUUGGUUCAACUGUCACUUUGGUAUGUACUGUUACCGCCAACCCUGCUCAUACAACUGUACAAUGGCAGCGUGUCAUCAAUAGCCAGAGAAGUAACAUCAAUGUAGGUCUUGCCAAAUACACAGGAUCUACAGUCGGUACGCCAUCACUGACCAUCAACAAUGUGGAACUUAGUGAUGAAGGCAACUACGUCUGUACAGCCACUAAUAGUAUUGGUACAGGAGAGAGCACACAAACAUUCUUGGAUGUUGUUGGCAAUUUACCAAAUGUGGUUGUUACUCUGCAACAAUAUAAUGUUGAUAUUGGAUCCACUGUCACACUUGGAUGCACAGUAACCGCCAGUCCUACUCACACCGUGGUGUAUUGGCAGAGAAUUGGUAAUAAUAAUGUAGGAACCACUGUUGACAUGAACAAUAUUAAGUACAGUGGUUCUACUGUCAACAGUCCAUCACUGACAAUCAAUAAUGCUGCUUUAAGUGACGAAGGAAGCUACAGAUGUUAUGCCACUAACAGUAUUGGUCUUGGACAGAGUCAAAAUACUUUCUUAGAUGUUGUUGGCACUGUGCCAACAGUUCAAGUUCAACAACCAUCCUAUUCAGUCACCACUGGAGGUUCUGUGACCUUGGGAUGUACUGUGACAUCUAACCUUGCUGUCACUGAUGUUUACUGGCAAAGAAAUGUUGGUAGUAGCAUAUUAACAAUUAGAUCCACAACCAACACCAACAAAUAUAGUGGCAUUACUACUGGUACACCAUCUCUGACUAUUUUUAAUGCAGACCAAAAUGAUGUAGCAACUUACACAUGUUUUGCCAGCAACAGUGUAGGAACUGGACAGAGUACAACCACUCAACUGUCUGUUACAGGAACUGUUUCAACAGUUCAGGUUCAACAACCCUCAUAUUCAGUCACCACUGGUAGCUCUGUGACCUUGGUGUGUACUGUGACAUCUACACUCACUGUCAACAACGUUUACUGGCAAAGAAAUAAUGGUGGAGGCACAACACAAAUUUCAACAAACACGAACAAAUAUAGUGGCAGUAUUCCUGGCACACCAUCUCUGACUAUCUUUAAUGCAAACCAAAGUGAUGUAGGAACUUACACAUGUUUUGCCACCAACAGUGUGGGAACUGGACAGAGUACAACUACUACACUGUCUGUUACAGGAACUGUUCCAACAGUUCAAGUUCAACAACCCUCAUAUUCAGUCACCACUGGUAGCUCUGUGACCUUGGCGUGUACUGUGACAUCUACACUCACUGUCAACAAUGUUUACUGGCAAAGAAAUAAUGGUGGAGGCACAACACAAAUUUCAACAAACACGAACAAAUAUAGUGGCAGUAUUCCUGGCACACCAUCUCUGACUAUCUUUAAUGCAGACCAAAGUGAUGUGGCAACUUACACAUGUUUUGCCAGCAACAGUGUGGGAACUGGACAGAGUACAACAACUCAACUGUCUGUUAUAGGAACUCCACCUACUGUAAUUGUACCACAGCCAUCAUAUUCCAUUACAAUUGGGGAUUCUAUCACUUUAGUUUGCAAUGUAACCUCCAACCUCCCUGUCACAUCGGUACAAUGGGAAAGAAAUAUUGGUGGUUCAGUAACCACUAUAACAAGCACAACCAACACAAAUAAAUACAGUGGUAGUACUCCUACUACUCCAUCUCUGACAAUAUUUAAUGGAGCACAAAGUAACUCUGGAGAUUAUACAUGUUUUGCUACCAACAGUGUUGGAACAGGACAAAGUACAGGGACAACACUAUCUGUAACAGGAAAUGCACCUGUAGUCACCAUUACCCAGCCUUCAUACUCAGUUAACUUCGGCGGAACAAUUACUAUUACGUGUACAAUAUCAGCCGAUCCUGCACACAAUACUGUGUAUUGGCAAAAAGUUGGUGUUUCCCAAUCAGUCACAAUUGGUAACAGAUAUACUGGAUCAACCGUUUCAAUUCCUUCUCUUACUAUCUCCAAUGCUCUCCACAGUGACGAAGGAUUCUAUGUAUGCUAUGCUACGAAUAGUGUUGGCACAGGAAACAGCCAGCAAACUUUCUUGGAUGUUCAAGGAAUAUUGUAAGUUUGAGACUUCCAUUGGCCAUAAUCACAGAGAUAUGAACGACUAUUUCACAUUAUAAACUUAUUCUUUAUCUUUCCUAACCUAUACUUUUUCUUUGAGACCAUCAGGUUCUAAAGUAUGGAACUUGUGGAUCCAAAACUGUUCUCUUCUUAAUAUAAAUAUAUAUUGUUCAUUAAUAGAUGCAUGAAUCAAUACAAUAUUUUGUUUUUGGUUCUUUAGCUUAAUGCAUGAUAAUAUUUUUACUGCUUCAGCUUAGUGCAUACAUAUAAUGUUUUGGUGCUUUAGCUUAGAACAUUAAUAUUUUGUAUGUGUGCUGUAGCUUAAAACAUAUAUAACUUAUAUGCUUCUUAGUUUGAAUUCUUUGAAAUGUAUAUGGAUUGUGUAUUACGUAUUGCUAUAUGUAUGAUUUUAAAAUGAGUAUAUUUAUCUCUACUGUGCAUAAUAUGUUAUAUAUGUGUGAUAUGCAUUAAUGUGAAGUAUCUACCUCAGUUUUAAAAGCUCUCAUGAUAUGUGUGUGUAUGGUUUUAUAUUUAGGUACAGAGGGUAUAUAAAGAUUUGGUUCGAUUCUAUUAUUUCUUUUAGAAAGAAGAGUUCCUGAUAGAUAAUUUGUUCUUGCUUCCAGGUAAAAAACUCAAUCGGGAAAAAAAUGUUUUUUAAAAGUAUUUUAAGUUACGUUUAAUCUAUCUAAAUUGUUUCAAAAUAGAAUCAAUUGCUUGUUAUAAUCUUAAAAGGGACAUGUAUUAUAAGCUUUUUUUUUUUUAUUUGAGUUAGGUAUGUCUUUUUGUUGUCUUUCGCCACUCUUUCACAUCAACACCAACAGUGGCAGUACUUUCGGCAAACGUACCUUAGCAUAUGCAGCACAAAGGCAUGAAGGAAAUUACUCAU